AUGCUCACCGAGGUCUCGAAGUUUACCUUGAAUACCACCUGGAACAGGACUUCGCAAGAAUCGUCAGGAAAUAUGAUACCAAGGUCGGAAAAGCCUCAGAGCAACCCUAGCCAAAAGGUUUCGAACCCUAUAUCACCACUAAACGCAGUCCCGUAUAGAUUCUUCUCUCCGUUCGGCGCUUUCACAUACUUCCCGGCCAUCGAGUACAUGUCAGAAGAUCUCAAAGUAUCCCUCCAGCUAAUGAACUUGACCGUCACUGCCUUCUUUGGCCUGAGUAUCUGGUUCAUUUUGGUCAUCUAUGCAGGAUCAUGCAUUGGCUUGGCAUUGCAGGAGUCGCACCCUUUGCUAUUGAUUUUCCGAAUGCUUCAGAGCGCUGGAAGCUCUGCACAUGGCUUCUCACCUGACUCGCGAUCAGGUACCAUCGCGCUAGGGUCUAUCGUUGUUGCUGAUCUUGCUCCUCCCCAUGAUCGUAGUCACUACAUAGGAGCUAUGCAAACAGGGUCCAAGUCUUGGACCCGUAGCCGGGGGCGUUCUCGCCGAGAAAGCCGGCUGGCACCGGAUCUUCUGGGUCCUAGUUAUAUUGGGGUGUUUUUUUUGAUCACAUCUAUUCUAUUCUUCCGCGAAACAUAUCGUAAUAUUGUUGGCACCGGAAGGACUCCGGCGGCUGGCAUGAAUGAGCCUCUCAUGGCUAUCGGAGUGCCAAAUAUGGAUUCACGCGUUGUGUCUGAAGGCUCCUUGCCAGAAGGUCGAAGAUGGCAGCGCGUAUCCAAAGUGUUUCAAAUGUCGUCUAAUCAAAUUCUUCAGAUCAGCAUGACACUGAUUGUCGACAUCCAUCCUACCCAAGCCGGCUUGGCCAGUGUCUCAGUCAAUUUGACCCGUUGUACAGCGGCGGCUGUAGGCGUUGUUGCUUUACCCUCUUCUAGAUCCACUUGGAAUUGGGUGGACGUUCACAAUACUUGA
Molecule: messenger RNA, 960 nt
Organism: Colletotrichum gloeosporioides
Lineage: Eukaryota; Fungi; Ascomycota; Sordariomycetes; Glomerellales; Glomerellaceae
Exons: 5
Coding region: 1-960 (319 amino acids)
Source: RefSeq, a predicted model, not a curated record